Molecule: messenger RNA, 2148 nt
Organism: Fusarium coffeatum
Lineage: Eukaryota; Fungi; Ascomycota; Sordariomycetes; Hypocreales; Nectriaceae
Exons: 1
Coding region: 1-2148 (715 amino acids)
Biological process (GO): regulation of DNA-templated transcription
Molecular function (GO): zinc ion binding; DNA-binding transcription factor activity, RNA polymerase II-specific
Source: RefSeq, a predicted model, not a curated record
AUGGCGACCAGUUCGAACACUCUGCCUCAAGGGUUCUCCGUUUACCAGCCUGCUCUUGGCGCCCAGCUCCAGUUCUUCCCUGCUAUCGGAACCCGUGAACUUGACGAGCUUGUGAACGCUUAUAUCCCAGGCCCUGCUUCAACCCAAGAGAAGCGUGCAACUAUCUCUCUCAACUACCUGGAGUAUGCACACCUGACUGGACAGACUUACAAGUUCUACCCUGUUUACACUCUUUCUGCUUCUGUCGAGUCUCCUCUUGGAGCCAGCCCUCUCCAGGACUCUGGCUAUGGAUCUUUCAACACGAGCCCUGUCACAUCCAACUGGGACUGGACCCAUGUGAACACUGCUUCUUCCCGCCGCUCAUCUCCCAAGUCCACUGCUAGCCAACAGCCCACCGACUUUUCUAACCUGCCUGGAAUGAAGAUCAUGACCAAGGACGGUCGCGAUGUGACAAACUCCGCGUCCCGAGGUUCCAAGACCAAGGAGCAGCGAGACCACGCACACCUCAUGCGAAUCAUCAAGGCUUGCGAGAGCUGCAAGAAGAAGAAGAUCCGCUGCGAUCCGAGCCACAAGAAGCGCGGUGUUUCCAGCACAGCGGCCCAGCCUGCCAAGGUCACCAAGAAGACGAAGACAUUGAUUCCCGAGAUCAAGGCUCCUGCCGCUGCCCCCAGCGCUUUUGCUGGCCAGGUGGCAGUCCCUGAGCUCGAGUUCUCCACAAACCCCGAGACUCUUUCUGCUUCAGGUGGAUCAGAAAGCGAUAUGUGGGAGCAGUUCAUUCAAUACCCCGCUGUCGAUGAUAGCUACGACUUCUUCAACGACCCUGAGGGCUACUUCUCCCCCCAAUCCUCCUCCUCUUUAUCCGAGUAUUCUGCAAAGCUUGCUACUCCGACAACAGACGAAGACAUUCUUCGCCGCCCUCGUGGCGCGACCGAUGUAGAGAUUGCAGAACUGGGCGAUUCCGCGGCGUAUCUGCCAUUCAACCAGGUCGAUGCCAAUCACGACUAUGUGGACUUCAACCUUUACUCUCCCGAAUCGUCUUUCUCGGAAGAUGAGCGCAUGGUCCCGAUUCAAGUCUCUAAGCAGUCGGUUAGUCAGCCGAGAUCGCCAGCACCGAACCCGCUACUACCACGGGACUCAAGUGGCUUGAGUAGCCCUGGCGACGAGUAUGGCGAUGGCCAACUUACCGACAACCUCUACGGAGAGCAGCUUGUGCCUGGUUCUUCAGCGCCUCAGCAUCUCGCUACUCAUGAUCAGCUUGGCCAACAAGACGUCUAUCGCGACCCGACAGCUGAUUUGGAGCACCUUACCGCCGUUGCGCCAACAUCUAGUCUCAGCUCGGACCUUCUGAGCAUGACUGAUUCAUCACUGCACUACUCGCCAGUUGUUGUACCCAGCACACGGUCUUCCGUGGAAACCCUGGUAUCUACGAAUAGUAACGUACGUAUCUCAUUGGUCCUUUCAUCUCUUUUAGAGCGGCAACUAACUUGGGAAAAGGUGACAAUCAGUCGCGAUAUUAUCGAGGCCCGCGGAGUGACAACAACAGGAUCAUCAGAUCUCCGAUUAGCAGAAAAUGCAACGACCCAUUCUCCCUCUCAACCAAUCGAGAUUACGGCUACACAACAGAACUCUCGUUCAUCAGCGGCAGUGGCUGCACAACCGGAAUCUCAGUUGACCGAGAUUACGUCCGCUCUGCCAGCACACCGAUCAAUGGAGACUCUGUCUACAAGCAGACUACCAGCUUAUCACACUGUCGAUGCUCAAGAUGCACUCGACCAAAUGGAUUUGCGCGAUGUAGAGAUUCACAAUGUGGCGGCAGAUAUAUCCCAAGCUUCUCCCAUGGCCGUUGCGGGUCUUCAUGCAUCACGCAAUCUGACAUCGACGGCUCGCCAACCCGAGUUAGAGUCCAUCGCAGCCUUUGCAGCGAUGUUGAUCGCUCCGACCGUUUGGUCCUAUGCCUUCCAGCUUCUUGCCAACAUUGGCGACUGCUCUGAGCAAUGGAGACGUUCUUCUGUUCAAACCCAGAGGAAGAUCGACCAUUUCACAUCGAACCUUGGAAUGAUCACCACCAAGCUACGGAAUACGACAUUGGGCGGCAAGACACCAGUCAGUCGGAUGUGUUCGAUGAGGGCAAGCCUUAUUACUGUGUAG